Messenger RNA from Nerophis lumbriciformis (worm pipefish), 300 nucleotides. The record is from RefSeq and is a predicted model, not a curated record. NCBI's taxonomy places the organism in Eukaryota, Metazoa, Chordata, Actinopteri, Syngnathiformes, Syngnathidae.
AUGUCAAAAGCAAGUCAACUGCUGUCUGUUGAUUUUGAAGUCUUUGGACAUGUUCAAGGUGUCUGCUUCCGGAUGUACACGGAGAAGGAGGCGGCCCGCGUUGGGGUGGCCGGCUGGGUCAAGAACACUCGAAGUGGCACGGUGGUCGGACAGCUGCAGGGACCCGCCGAACCCGUCGAGCACAUGAAGGCGUGGCUUAGCAAGGUAGGCAGCCCGAGCUGUCGCAUCACAAAGACGUCGUUCAGUAACGAGCGGACGCUUCAGGCCUUGGAGUUGAGCGGCUUCGGGACGCGCUACUGA